AGUUGGUCAAUAAUGAGGUAAUCAUUUAAUUUAUGUACAAAAAAGCAAUCGCGAGAAAAAUUUCAUACCAUUCGUUCUUCAUCUUUAGCUCGCGGAAGGAAAAACCCUCAUCUCGAUUUCCGGAAACAUCCCAAUGGCUAAAAGAUUGGAAGUCCUCAACAUGGAUCUCACAUACAUGCAAGAGUCUCUUGCAUUCGGAUACCUGGUUGGUGAUUUUGAAGUGUCAUGGAAAAACUUGGUAUGGCCAUUGUCCAGCACCGUGUGGGUACAGCUUGGUAUCAUCGGAUUGUUAUUUUCGGGGCUACUUUUCGCGGCCCAUCAUUUCCGCAGGCGUGGAAUAAUUCGGGACAAUCUCAGUUUUCUCGACGGCUUCGCUAUCUUCCUUGGUAUUGCCGUAGCCUUGCCGCGAAAUUCUUUCGGAAGAUAUGUGUUCGGAAUGUGGAUUUUUCACUCGUACUUGACAGUCACCGCGUACAACAGCGGAUUGGUCAGUUUUCUGACAACUCCAUACGAGAAACGUAUAUUGAGGACCUUCAAGGAUUUACUCGACGGUGGCUUAGAGUUCGGCGGUGGAACGUUUCAUCGAGAGUUCUACAACGAUCCUUCGGACCCCGAUAUGAAAAGAAUUUACGACAGAUUCAAGGUUUUUCCAAUUAACCAGGCUUUGCGUCUCCCGACAAUUCACAAGAUUGCUACCGGAGUGCUCACCUCGACUGUGAGAGUGUACAAUACCGAUCACAGAGACAACGCCUCGAAUCAACUCCGUAUGCUGGAAGAAACAGCGUUCACCUUUCAUGUCCCGAUCUACAUGCGAAGAGGAUCACCUCUGACUCACGGGAUUCAUCGCUAUGCUUCCCACGCAAUCCAGAGCGGUUUCGUUGACUAUUGGAUGAGACAUUACUACCGCCCUGCCAGCACUUUUACGACUAAGACUCCUUCUGUACUGACUGUAAAUCAUAUAAGAGGCAUUUUAGUCCUUCAUUCUGCCGGGCUAGUUUUCAGCUCCAUAGUUUUUCUCGGUGAGAUUAUUUAUCACAAGCGAUCGGUUGGGCAACAUUGAAAUAUCUG
This is a messenger RNA of Athalia rosae (coleseed sawfly), 1068 nucleotides long. RefSeq lists its product as uncharacterized. Lineage: Eukaryota; Metazoa; Arthropoda; Insecta; Hymenoptera; Athaliidae. The transcript is spliced from 2 exons. The coding region runs from base 134 to 1060 and encodes 308 amino acids. The record is from RefSeq and is a predicted model, not a curated record.